AGGAUCUUACUCGUAUUAGGUGGCCAACGAGAAUGGCUCAACCUAGCGCUGCUACCAGACUGCCUGCCAAUGUACCACCAAGCGGAGCAGGAAUACGAUCGGAUGGAGGAGGAAGUCGAUCACAACAAGCACAGCAUCAGCAACAACAACAACAACAACAAGCAGCAACAAAUGAUACCCUUUCCGUUGUGCUGGUAACAGCAGGUUAUGAUCACACAAUCAGAUUUUGGGAAGCAUGGUCAGGAAUAUGUAGUCGUACAAUUCAACAUGCAGAUUCACAAGUGAAUAGAUUGGCAAUUUCUCCCGAUAAACGUUAUUUAGCUGCUGCAGGAAAUAAUCAAGUUCGUUUGUAUGAUACCUCACAUGGCGGUGUUUCAGCAAGUAUGAGUGGGAGUGGCGCAGGUGGAAGCAAUUCAGGUGCAUCAGGGCAAGCACAAGGAGGUCAAGGAGCACCUGGAGCAGGUGGUGGUGGAAACCCGAUUCAAACUUUUGAUGGUCACAAUGGCAAUAUCACUUCACUUGCAUGGCACUGUGACGCUAAAUGGCUUGUUACAGGGUCAGAAGAUGGUACACUGAAGAUUUGGGAUACACGAACAAAUAGAGCACAACGGAUAUACGAUCAUCGCAAUCCUGUCAAUGAUGUCGUUGUACAUCCCAAUCAAGGUGAACUCGUUUCUUGCGAUCAAGGCGGAAGUGUCAAGGUGUGGGAUUUAAGCGAAAAUGGAUGCAGUCACGAACUUGUCCCUGAAGAGGAAGUACCAAUCCGUUCAGUCACAGUUGCAUCAGAUGGAUCUUGUCUCGUUGCCGGAAACAAUGUAGGAAAUGUGUACGUCUGGCGGAUACAAAACGGGAGCUAUGACGACCUUGAUCCAUCUAUCAACCCUUCUCGUUCUGGUAUCUUGGAUGGCCAAUCAGGGACACCACUUGAUGGUACAAACGGUGCAGGCCCAGGCAAUGGAGAUUUCACUGACCUACAGCCUGUCACAAGAUUUCAAGCACACGAUAAAUAUUUGACAAAAUGCUUAUUAAGUCCAGACGUUCGUCAUUUAGCAACAUGUUCGGCAGAUACAACAGUUAAGAUUUGGAGUACAUCUCGAUAUGAAUUCGCAUUAGAGAAAACUUUGGUUGGACAUCAAAGAUGGGUUUGGGACGCUGCUUUUAGUGCAGAUAGUGCUUAUCUUGUUACUGCUUCUUCGGAUCAUGUUGCAAGAUUAUGGGAAUUAAGUUCAGGUGAAACUGUUAGACAGUAUAACGGUCAUGUAAAAGCAGUCGUUGCAUGUGCUUUAAACGAUUCCCAUUUGGAUGGCUGAAAGUGAUUUUUGAAAGCAAGUUUUGUAUGAAUGUAUGUAUCUAUAGCUACAAUGAAUUAUCGGAAAUCGAGACGAGACGUAAAGGGGUAUGGAGCAUAAGAGGCGAAGAAUGAUGGCAGUGUAGUGUAAAGAAAGCAUAUAGUAAGAAGCAAGGAGUCUAAUCGACUGGCAAAGAUUGCAUUAAAUCCAUGAGAACGCCAUCGAUGAUGGAAUGACCGGGAACGUACUUCCAAAUAGAUUCGAUAUGUGGUCCUAAUCCGACCGAAUAAUCUUUUCUUGGACAAGUACGUACGAGUGCACUUUUCAUCGUAUCCAAU
Messenger RNA from Meira miltonrushii, 1627 nucleotides. Its product is annotated as WD40 repeat-like protein. NCBI's taxonomy places the organism in Eukaryota, Fungi, Basidiomycota, Exobasidiomycetes, Exobasidiales, Brachybasidiaceae. The record is from RefSeq and is a predicted model, not a curated record. Gene Ontology annotation, biological process: regulation of actin cytoskeleton organization; TOR signaling. The transcript has a single exon. Gene Ontology annotation, molecular function: protein binding. The coding region runs from base 33 to 1310 and encodes 425 amino acids. Gene Ontology annotation, cellular component: TORC2 complex; TORC1 complex.